This is a messenger RNA of Rhizopus microsporus ATCC 52813, 434 nucleotides long. RefSeq lists its product as uncharacterized. Bases 85 to 408 code for a protein of 107 amino acids. The record is from RefSeq and is a predicted model, not a curated record. NCBI's taxonomy places the organism in Eukaryota, Fungi, Mucoromycota, Mucoromycetes, Mucorales, Rhizopodaceae. The transcript has 2 exons.
GAAAUUUUUGUCACUUCAAACUUGAACUUUGUCACUAUUAAAUACCAAAAGUAGGUCUCCCUCAUUUUAACGAAGAAAAAAAAAAUGAUGAUGCGAUCGCUACUACUACAACAUAGCUCAUGUAUUAGACAAGCUUAUACAUAUUCAACUAUUCCAAAAAAGGCAGCUGGUAGAUUUACAAGUAACAAACUGAUUGCAGAAUCAACCAAGACCAGCUAUAAUGAAGUACAGAGGACUCUGGUGUACAUUGGACCAUUUGCGGAUUCCAUGAAAAAAUACAAAAUGACAGCUUCAUUUUUCGGUAUUUGUGGUAUUAUUGCCGUACCUAGUUUAAUAAGUACAGGGCAGGCACCUGUCUUGAGUGUAGCACUUGGUAAAGAUAUAUGUACACAUAUAUAUUGUUAUUGAAUGCUAAUAUAAGACAUAUCAAUAUA